Molecule: messenger RNA, 4148 nt
Organism: Anneissia japonica
Lineage: Eukaryota; Metazoa; Echinodermata; Crinoidea; Comatulida; Comatulidae
Product: negative elongation factor B-like
Exons: 6
Coding region: 316-2028 (570 amino acids)
Biological process (GO): negative regulation of transcription elongation by RNA polymerase II
Cellular component (GO): nucleus; NELF complex
Source: RefSeq, a predicted model, not a curated record
UGAAUAACAAAGCGCGAUACCUAAUUCCUACAUGGCGGCCAUCUUGCAAUGAAAACGGAAGGAGGUAAAUUACGCUGCAAGAUCCUACAUUUCUUUGUAGUUGCAAAACCAUUUAAUGGUAGUGCAAAGUGACCUUCAAAAUCAGAAAUCAACAGAGAACUUAUUCAGCCAAGUAAAACAUUUAAAGUUAUUUGGAUCGGACGAAUUGUUUAUUUUCCCCUCGGAAGUCUUCGCCAAAUUUACGAUCGACUGAAAAUUUUGGUUGCCCUCAACAAGUAAAUUGCCAUGUAUAAACUGUAACAUUGCAAAAACAAAAUGUCAGGAUUUGAAGAAGUUGGUAUAGCCGGUAGCGAUGACCUUCGAGAAGCUUUAACAAACUGUACAAACCCAGUGGAAGCUAUCCAGAGCUUCCAGGCGGAAAAUGGAAUCCUGCUGCCAUCUCUACACUAUGCCCUUCCUCUCCUAGAUCUCCAUGGAAUUAACCGUUUAGAAUUCCACCAAUCUAUUAUGGAAGAACUUGGAGAGAAAUUGAUAAGCCGGCUACAGGAGCUUGCCAGUAGCGAUGAUAAGGAUCGGUACAAGAAGAUCGAAGACUUGUUAGCAAAGAGUUUCCCGUUAAUCUCCAUAUCAUCGGUGCAACCAGUUGUCAUGGCUAUGAUGAAACAUCUACCGGAAGUUCCGGAGAAGUACUUAAAUACUCUUGUUGAGAAAAAAGACUUGUACGAAGCUGCGGCAACAGAAGUAAAAAGACAGAUAUGGCAAGAAAAUUCAUCAUUGUUUGGAGACGAGGUUUCACCAUUGUUGGCAGAGUACAUAUCUGGCAAAGAGAAGAGUUUAUUUGGCUAUGAGCCAGGCAAUUCACAAAUGUUUUUUGUCAUUCCACCGAAGACACGGCGCCAAGGUCAUGUAAUACAGACACUAACGAGCAUGGUCGGUAAAAAUGUGAAACUAUACGACAGAGUGCUUCAGUUUCUAAGGACGUUAUUUCUAAGGACAAGGAACGUACACUACUGCACGUUACGGGCAGAGUUGCUGAUGUCACUUCAUGACCUAGAGGUUCACGAGAUCACCUCACUUGACCCAUGCCACAGGUUUACAUGGUGCUUAGAUGCAUGCAUAAGGGAGAAAUUUGUAGAUGAGAAACGAGCACUGGAGUUACAGAUAUUCCUGGAUGGAAUCAGAAGAGGACAGGAAACUGUUCUUGGGGAUCUGUCCAUGAUUCUUUGUGAUCCAUACGCUAUACACACAUUAGCCAACAGUACCAUUCGCACUAUGUUCUCCUCAAUACAGAGUGAGACAAUACCUAGAGGGAGCCAAAACCUGCUGCUUCUGAUGAGAAUGUUAACACUAGGAGUGAAGGCAUGGAACAUGAUUGACAGUCAGGUGUUUAAGGAACCUAAAGUGGAGCAAGAUCUCAUUUUGAAAUUUCUACCAUGUUUGAUGUCCCUUAUUGUGGACGAUCAAACAAGAUCCUUCAAUAAAAAACUUAACGAGACUGAAACAGACCCGAACCUCAAACUCCUCCCGGAUGUCAUCAAGAAGACUACAAAAAAGGACCGUGUAGCAGCAACCGUGUGUCUCUACUACGUACAGUAUAUCGCGAGACAAAAGAACCGAGACGCAUUAAUGCGUAUUCUUCCAUACCUGAUUCUGUUUGACGGCGGUUGUGCCUAUCAAGAUACAUUCCUUCAUGCCUUUGUUGCUAAAAUCAUUCCAAUGGUGGACGAGUUUGGUUCGGAAGAUUUCAGCACAACUGUGUUUGAUAAAUUUCUGAUGAAGAAAAAGAACCAUGAGAAUGUUAGCCGGCAUGUGAUGCGGUUGCUAACAUACACGCACCACAAACUUCCACAGACAAAACUGGAAAAGAUUAUGAAAGACUUGGAACCACUUCCAAAGAGUGGACAGAUUACCAAAGAUAUGUAUGCAGCCUUGGAAGAGAAGAUCAGUUCUUACAAUCCAAGCCCAGUGGACCAGCCUGAACCACUUGACUCACCCCUGUUAAGUGUGCCAACACCCGCACCACUCUGACUCAGCUAGCCUCGAAUAAUGGACAACGUCACCUUUAUGAAUCUCUUCUGUACUGGAAUAGGGUAGUUGUGUAGAUCAUCAGAUAUACACAUUAUUAUUAUUAUUUUAUUAUUAUUAUUAUUAAUUAUUAUUAUUAUUGUUAUUAUUAUUCUUAUUAUUAUUAUGUUACUAAAACUUUCGGGGGAAAUUAACAAAAGAUAUUCCGCAAGUCCGACUUAGCUAAAGCCCUGUCCAGACUAUAAAAUUUUAUUUGAUAAAAAUACAUGACAUGUCUAAAUAUGGUCAUGAUGACAUCACAUUAUGACCAUAUAUAGGCACAUGAUGACUUUAUAUGGGCAGGCAACAGUUUUUUGUCAAAGAAAAUUUGAUACUGUGGACAAAGCUGAAGUUUGAUCAAAUAUUUUUGACAAACGUAUAGUAGACAAAGUAUCUGUUUUGUUGAACCAGUUAGUUGCUUUAGCAGUAACUGCUUUCAGUCACAUUCUUCAGGCUGAUGAACCCUUGGUUGAAUGGGGUCAUUCAUGCUACGGUUAGUAAGCGUAGAAUAGAUGUUUAAAUAUCGAAACAAUUGACUUUAAAUAGAGUUAUUUCAGAAAACUGGGAAUACACUCCUUUCCUCCUCCCCGUUUUCAGGGGUGGAUCCACAGAUGUCCGAAAGAGGAGCCGAGAGUGGGGCCAAUCGAGAUGAUACUACCUUAGGUGGUCCAAGGGCAUGCCCUGCGAAAAUUUAGUUUUCUAGACACCCGAAAUAACCUCUGAGGUGUUUUGGGUGAUAAAUUUUUUUUUUUUCCUUUUUUUUUAUUCUCCAAAAUGGGGUGGGGGGUUCCAAGGCCGGCCCGGCCCCACUCUAAAUCCGCCCCUGGUUUUAUACUAAAUGUUCUAUUGAAGUUUUUUUUUCUGUCCAUGACAAUCAUUCAUCUAACCAUGGAUCCUAUUGGGCUUAUAUUGCAUUCCAUGUUGUAAAUUAUUUCUGUGAAUCCAGAAGUCUGUUGGUUUUGCAUGCCUGUGUAGUGUACAUAUGUUAGGUGAGACUUUUAUACACCUUGUUUCUCGAAACCUGUUGCCCGCUGACAAUGAUGAUUCUAGUAAAAAUCCGCCACCAUAAAAUGAUCGAAAGUUCACUGGAAAAAAAAAAAAAUUUUUAUCACACCCAUAGAUUUUCAAACAAGUGCGCCCUCUUACUAUUCUACUUUCUCACAUUUUUUUUUAUAUGUCAAUAGGAUUUUACUUUUAUUUUUUUCUUUACCUGCAGGGUUUUUACAGUACCAUUUUCCUAAUGUGAAAUCAACAUUUAUUUUUCUACCUUUCUCAGAAAAUCUUACAUUAAAGGUAUAAUAAACUACUAUCGUCCCUCUAGCAAUGAAUAUUUUUAGACCUUUCCAAUACAGGCUAUACAAAUGUGUGUAUAUGAUGGCCAUCCUCAUAAAAAAAACAAUUUGACUUAAUUCUCCUGUUUAAAAUAAAACCUAGACAUUAAACAAGUAUUUUUAAUGGCCUUAACUGUUUGAGUGCAGAAAACAUUUGUUCUGGCAUAUAUUCAAAAGGUUGUUUACAAUUUUUAAUCAUGGUACUGUAUUAAUAAUAGCCUACCUUUAUAUGUGUAGAUUAAUAGAAUAAGUAGUUCCAUGCUGUAUAUAUUGUUUUAUAUUUAAACUAAAGGUGCGAUGUUACACUUGUAACAAUUUAUGUAAAAAAGUAAACCAAUCUGUGUAUGUGUAUUUUUAACUUUUUUUUUAAGUUUUUCAUUUUAUAAUCCUAUUUUUAUCUCUCUCAUUUGGUUUUAAUUGAGUUUUUUCCUCUGUUUUUUAUCCAUUUAGCCUAAAUUAUAUUGGAUAGUGCAGUGCAUAUUGCCAACACCCUAAAUUUGUUUCACAUCAGUUUGUCAUUGAAUCAAACACCUAUGGGACAGAUACACAACUCUCCCUGAAUGAGUAUUCCAUAACCUAGGAAUCAGCACAUUGCCAUUUGAACCUAUUGUGUAUUCAUUUAUUUUAAAAACCUCUAAUGUUAUGAGCAGUUUGACACAGUGGUUGUGCUUUUGCUUCUCAAUCAUAUGUGCUUGAUCCAAUGUCUCUACAAUAUGCACUCUAUAAGUCAACAAUUAUUGUUAUUAUUAUAUU